AUGUGUAUUCACUACAGAAGUAUCAUUGAUGAUGGGCGUCUCAAAGAUAUCCUGUUAGUCGCAUGGAGCGCACAGGGCGAGAAAGGAGCUCAAGAGCCCGAGACCCGAGUGGUGGGUGGCCGAGACGCACCCGAAGGGCUUGUGCCACACCAAGUCGCUCUAAAAACAAAAAGUAACUGGACUUUCUGUGGCGCUGCUGUCAUCUCCGACAGAUGGAUACUGACAGCUGCCCAUUGUGUCAAAAGUCGCCAACCAUCAGAGUUUACCGCUGUAGUUGGUACAUUAUCGAGAACGAGAGGUGGUACAUCGUAUGAAAUAAGCAAAGUCAUUGCUCACAAAGAACAUAACAAGCCAAACAAAUUUGACAAUGAUAUUGCUGUUAUAAGUACGAAAGAGGCCAUUGAAUUCAAUAAAAAAGUUCAGCCCCUGCCAUUACCCACAAAGGAUAUCACGGCUGGAUUGUCGUGUAUAGUGAGCGGCUGGGGUCAACUUAGCGCUGGUUGGUCCUCGCCUGACAAAUUGCAGUAUCUGUAUGUAAACACUUUAACUAGCGACCAGUGCAAUAAGAAGUUAAAUAAAAAGGAUGGAGUCAUUAUUGGUUCCAGCCAAAUGUGUACCCUUAACGUACGUGAAGAAGGAAUAUGCCAAGGUGAUUCAGGCGGCAGCUUAGUGUGCAACGGCACCUCAGCCGGUAUCGUGUCCUUCAACUGGCCCUGCGCUGAAAAUAUACCUGAUGUGUACACUAACACGUACAGGUAUAUAUCUUGGAUAGAAGAAAAUACUAAAUCACCCUAAGCAUUAUCAAUUAUAAAUUGUUAUAAAUGCCGUUCUAAAAAAUA
Messenger RNA from Pieris napi, 839 nucleotides. Its product is annotated as chymotrypsin-2-like. The record is from RefSeq and is a predicted model, not a curated record. Bases 1 to 795 code for a protein of 264 amino acids. Gene Ontology annotation, molecular function: serine-type endopeptidase activity. Gene Ontology annotation, biological process: proteolysis. The transcript has 5 exons. Lineage: Eukaryota; Metazoa; Arthropoda; Insecta; Lepidoptera; Pieridae.